AUGUCGUCGUCUGAUCAAGCAAUCUUCCCCUCGGCACUGCUCUUUGACUCGAGCAAAGAUUCGGGUCACACACACAAUGGCGGUAUCGUAACACCUCUUGCCGCCACAGCUUCGACUGCGCCGCCUUCUGCGUACCAAUUGCGAUUCCUAGCGGCAAAGACACGCAAAGCGCUUGACAUCAGCGUGCAGUGCUACAUCCCCGACCAGAGCGGUGCUUGCCUGCAUCUCAGCGACUCACCCCCCCAUCCUGCUCCCAACCACCCACACUAA
This is a messenger RNA of Moesziomyces aphidis, 270 nucleotides long. The record is from the annotation of a GenBank genome assembly. NCBI's taxonomy places the organism in Eukaryota, Fungi, Basidiomycota, Ustilaginomycetes, Ustilaginales, Ustilaginaceae.